This is a messenger RNA of Acinonyx jubatus (cheetah), 2422 nucleotides long. RefSeq names its product interferon-induced protein with tetratricopeptide repeats 5. Lineage: Eukaryota; Metazoa; Chordata; Mammalia; Carnivora; Felidae. The record is from RefSeq and is a predicted model, not a curated record. Gene Ontology annotation, molecular function: protein binding; RNA binding. Gene Ontology annotation, biological process: defense response to virus. The transcript is spliced from 2 exons. Bases 283 to 1818 code for a protein of 511 amino acids. Gene Ontology annotation, cellular component: cytosol.
UGUAGAACAGGAGCGGACCCCACUGGGGACAACGAAAGACUGCUCCUUCCUGGCUAAAACUCAAAAUUGCCUAAAGAUAAAUGUCGCCUCUUCAGACACAAGAGCCUCUCUCUGCCAGCUUCCCAGAGACAAAGUUUAAAGGUUAAGUAGACUGGGUUUAAAAGUAAAACUUAUCAUGGUAUCCAGUUGUGUAUAAAUUCCACCGAGUCUGAGCGAAGCACUUCAGUGGCUGAGUGAACGUCCCUUUGAGAUGUCACUGUCACGGCCACAUUCCUAUUGCUGAUGCGGUCUCCUCAGCCUCCUUGGGCUGGGCCGGUGUGUAAACCUCUGGAGCAGAAGUGGAUGUGCAUUUCACUCUGCCCACGGGCAGGGGCCUGUGAAAUGCCUAAGGACCCCCUGAAGGCCAUUCUGUUAGAGUUGGAAUGUCACUUUACAUGGAAUUUACUUAAGGAAGACAUUCUGUUUGAUGUGGAAAAUACAAUCGGGCAGCAGCUUGAGUUUCUCACCACAGAAUCCAGACUCACUCUUUACAACCUAUUGGCCUAUGUGAAACACCUAAAAGGGCAAAAUGAAGAUGCCCUGGCGUGCUUGGAACAAGCAGAAGACAUAACCUGGAGAGAACACCCGGACAAAGAAGAAAUACGGCGUCUGGUCACUUGGGGAAACUAUGCCUGGGUGUACUAUCACAUGGACCAGCUUAAGGAGGCACAGAGGCAUUUAGACAAGAUAGGGGCCGUCUGCAAGAAACGGUCCAGUCCUUCUGACUACAAGUUGGAGAGUCCUGAGAUUGAAUGUGAAAAAGGGUGGGCAUUCUUGAAAUUUGGAGGAAAGUAUUACCAGAAGGCUAAAGCGGCUUUUGAGAAGGCUCUGGAAGCGGAACCUGACAAUCCAGAAUUCAGCAUUGGCUACGCCAUCACGGUGUAUCGGCUGGAUGACCGUAACAGAGGAGGGCCUGCAAGGAGCUUGUCUCUGGGCCCGCUGAGGAAGGCUGUCACCCUGAACCCAGAUAACGCCUACAUGAAGGUUUUACUGGCGCUGAAGCUUCAAGAUGUACAUGCAGAAGCUGAAGGGGAAAGGCACAUUGAAGAAAUCCUGGACCAGAUAGCUUCCCAACCUUACGUCCUUCGUUAUGCAGCCAAAUUCUACAGGAGAAAAAAAUCCUGGGACGAAGCUCUUGGACUUUUGAAAAAGGGCUUGAAGGCGACGCCCACGUCCUCGUUCCUGCAUCACCAGAUGGGACUCUGCUAUAGGGCACAAAUGAUCCAGAUCAAGAAGGACACGUGCAACAGGCCUAAAGGGGAGGAUAAACUGAGAGUCGACAGGCUUAUUGCGAUGGCUCUCUCUCAUUUCAAAGCAGCUGUGGAACGAGACUCCACGUUUGCGUUUGCCUACACGGACCUGGCCAACGUGUACGCUGAGGGAGGCCAGUAUAGCAAGGCUGAAGACGUUUUCCAGAAAGCCCUUCACCUGGAGAACAUAACUGAUGAUCACAGACAUCAGAUCCACUAUUACUAUGGCCGCUUUCAGGAAUUUCACUGUAAAUCAGAAAGUACUGCCAUCCGCCAUUAUGUAGAGGCCUUGAAGCUUAGAGACCGGUCACUCCUCCGGACCAAACUAACAAGUGCUCUGAAGAAAUUGGCUGUCAAGAGACUUAGUCACGAUGCUUCAGAUGUGCAGAGUUUAUGUGCCCUGGGGUUUGUUUACAAGCUGGAGGGAGAAAAGAGGCAAGCUGCUGAGUUCUAUGCUCGGGCCCAGGGGAUAGACCCAGAAAAUGCAGAGUCCCUUGCUGCUCUCUGUGAGCUCAGACUUUGUAUUUAAAUACACACUCUAGGAAAUUACUUUGAAGAUUUUCUCCUCAUUGUGGGUUCAAGUAUUCUUGUUCAUUGUUUUAAUCUAUUGUAAAUUGUGGAGCCGAUUUUUAUUGAAUGUCUACUGUGUAGCAGGCAUCAUGCUAAAUAUGAAUCUUUCACUGUUUUUUUUUUUCUAAUGAAAAUAGUGUAAUCCAUUUGGCAACAAAAACAUUCCAGAUGUUGUUACCUUUCAAAAAUGGGAGGGCUAUUAUGACUUUACACCUCGAUCUCUGCUAUUUAUAAUAAUUUUCUGAUAAAUUUUUUGUCAAAUUUCACAUAUUGCUCACUUAUGCAACAAGCAUAAUCUUGCCGUAAGCCUUUGACCCCUAGGUCAAGAACGGACUUUCGGCAAAAUGGAAAAUUCUAUUAGUUAAGCUCUUAACUGUGUAGCUUGCCAAAGAUGGAUCCUAUCCAGUUCUGACUCUGAGGAAGGUAUUGAACCAUGAGCCCGCUAGUCACUUAAAGAAAGUUGUUGAAAGAAAAAGUUCUGAACAGUAAAAAGUCUGCUGUCUGUGAUGACCUCAAUGAAAGGAGAAAAAAACUAGAACAGGGGAAAAAAGAUUUCUUUAAAU